Messenger RNA from Cryptotermes secundus, 1479 nucleotides. It is a transcript of the gene Sfxn2, whose product is annotated as sideroflexin-2. The record is from RefSeq and is a predicted model, not a curated record. NCBI's taxonomy places the organism in Eukaryota, Metazoa, Arthropoda, Insecta, Blattodea, Kalotermitidae. Bases 429 to 1412 code for a protein of 327 amino acids. Gene Ontology annotation, molecular function: monoatomic ion transmembrane transporter activity. Gene Ontology annotation, biological process: serine import into mitochondrion; monoatomic ion transport. Gene Ontology annotation, cellular component: mitochondrial inner membrane. The transcript is spliced from 8 exons.
AGUGGUGGUAGCUCAAGCUUCGGUUAGGUUAGCGUGUGUAAGGGGUGUGUGCAGUGCGGUAUAGUAAUAUGCUAGUUUGCUAGCGGUUUUGGCAGUGAAGGUGGGGCUGGUUGUAGUCUGUACUUUUGAACAUUGAACAUGGAUAUGCAAUAGAAUUAGAGUUUUUUUUGUUGUACUGUCGAUCUCUGUAUGACCAAAGUACGUAUACAGAGCAUAUCCCCACACAAUUGUCAGUAGACAGUGAACGUUCAAAAGUUCAAGCUCGCUUAAAUCGAACUGGAAAUGAAAUGCAAACCGGUGUAGUGUGUAGCGGUAAUAAUUUAUUUGUGUAAAGUCAGUCGCAUGAAGUGGUUACUUGUAUUCACUGAUUAUUGUUAGUUAUUCCGUUGGAAUAAUACCACUGUCAUUUGCCAGUUAGCCGACAAAAUAUGGCAGCAUUUCCUCGUUUCGACAUUGACAAACCCCUGUGGGAUCAGAGUACAUUUUCAGGAAGACUUAUGAAUUUCUUUUGGGUGACAGAUCCUCGUACAUGUAUUGUUUCGGAAGAAACCCUUGAUGCUGCAAAACAGCUCGUUGAGCAGUACAGGUUAGGUAAAGAGCCACCAGGGACGACGAGGGAGCAAAUUGUUUAUGCCAAGAAGCUGUAUGAAUCUGCUUUUCAUCCAGACACUGGAGACAAGCAGAAUGUCUUUGGGCGAAUGUCAUUCCAAGUGCCUGGGGGCAUGGCAAUCACUGGUGCCAUGCUGCAGUUCUACCGAACUGCACCAGCAGUUGUUUUCUGGCAAUGGGUAAAUCAGUCAUUCAAUGCACUUGUCAACUACACGAAUCGUAAUGCCAAAUCUCCUACCACUACGACACAACUUGGUGUGGCAUAUGUGUCAGCCACAGCAUCAGCGAUGAUCACAGCAUUGGGUUGCAAGAGUUUCUGGCAGAAGCGAGCCUCUACCUUGUUGCAGCGCUACGUUCCAUUUGCAGCAGUGGCAGCUGCCAAUUGUGUGAAUAUCCCACUGAUGCGCCAGAAUGAGUUGAUAUAUGGCAUUGAUGUCUAUGAUGAGAAUGAAAAUAAGAUUACACAAUCCAGGGUAGCAGCUGUUAAAGGAAUUUCACAGGUGGUGCUGUCCAGAAUCGUAAUGUGUGCACCAGGAAUGACCAUCCUUCCUGUUGUGAUGGAGAAACUGGAGCGCUACCCUUUUAUGCAGAAAAUUCAGCCCCUUCAUGCUCCUUUCCAAGUAAUGGCAGUUGGAUGUUUCCUGAUAUUCAUGGUUCCAGUAGCAUGUUCUCUUUUUCCACAGAGGUGUUCCCUGAAAACUACUACAUUGGAGUGGUUGGAGCCAGAAAUGUACCAGAAACUGAAAGAGACCUGUGCUGGAAGGGACGUUCCUACAUAUGUUUAUUUCAACAAAGGGCUAUGAAGCUCCAAGUUAUGUUGCCAUCUGGUGUUUAUGCUCUGUACUGCAGUGUGGGACAUGAUAGAAUUAC